Molecule: messenger RNA, 1313 nt
Organism: Apaloderma vittatum (bar-tailed trogon)
Lineage: Eukaryota; Metazoa; Chordata; Aves; Trogoniformes; Trogonidae
Product: stearoyl-CoA desaturase 5-like
Exons: 6
Coding region: 1-963 (320 amino acids)
Biological process (GO): lipid metabolic process
Molecular function (GO): oxidoreductase activity, acting on paired donors, with oxidation of a pair of donors resulting in the reduction of molecular oxygen to two molecules of water
Source: RefSeq, a predicted model, not a curated record
AUGGCCCCUGCUGAUAGGAAAGCCAGAGAUUAUGCUGAUACUGUGCUAGUAGUUGGUGUGGGUAUUGGGUGCAUGUGCUGUGUGUCUAGCCUGGAGCCAGUGUCAGCAGGCAGGGACAAGGAUCAUCUUUACAUCAAAGAAAACAAAAAUAAAUGGCAGUUAGCCCCUGCCACAUCCCAUGUUUUGUUUUUUUGCCUUUCAGCAUAUUUCUGUUUCCUGAUGACGGCCCUGGGUGUGACGGCUGGUGCACAUCGCCUGUGGAGCCACCGUUCCUACAAAGCCAAGCUGCCUUUGCGGAUCUUUCUGGCUGCAGCUAACUCCAUGGCUUUCCAGAACGACAUCUACGAGUGGAGUCGAGACCACCGUGUGCACCACAAGUACUCGGAGACGGAUGCAGACCCACACAACGCCCGCCGUGGAUUCUUCUUCUCCCACAUCGGCUGGUUGUUUGUGCGCAAGCACCGGGACGUCAUAGAGAAGGGGAGGAAACUGGAUUUCACUGACUUGCUGGAUGACCCCGUUGUCAGGUUCCAAAGAAAGUAUUACAAGAGUUCAGUUGUGCUGAUGUGCUUUGUGAUCCCUACCUUUGUGCCGUGGUAUCUCUGGGGGGAAAGUCUCUGGAACGCCUACUUCCUUGCCUCCAUCCUCCGAUACACCAUCUCCCUCAAUGUUACCUGGCUGGUCAACAGCGCUGCUCACAUGUAUGGCAACCGCCCUUACGACAAGAACAUCAACCCCAGGCAGAACACCUUUGUCACUCUGGGAGCCAUUGGUGAGGGUUUCCACAACUACCACCACACCUUCCCAUUCGACUACUCAGCCAGCGAGCUGGGCCUGAAGUUCAACCCCACCACCUGGUUCAUUGACUUCAUGUUUUGGUUGGGCUUAGUCACUGACCGCAAGCAGGCUCCAAAGGAGAUGAUCCAGGCUCGCAAAGAAAGGACUGGAGAUGGCAGUGCUUGAAAAGUAGCACUUUGCUGUGCCAGCACUGUCAUACACUUAGAUUUAUUUUCCUCUGGGUAAAAUUAGUUCUUCAGCUCAGUUCGGCUGAAUUAAUUCCGCAGAAACAGAUUUGGCCCCAGCUUUUUUUCCUUAUUAGCUGUCUUAUGUCCAGACUUCAGACUAUUAAGUGUAAAAAUGUUAUAUAUUAUUUAAUGUUAUAGUUAAAAAGGAGAGAGAUUUGAUUUCAGUCACUGUAGUUCAUGUCCGAAAUACACUGUAAUUUGCUUGUUCAUGAGGUUGGAGGAACUAACUAUUGUUUCCAAGUACAGCUGGAGAGAUCUUUGUUUCUACUAUUAAUCAAAUAUGGUUUU